Papaver somniferum (opium poppy) is the source of this 3894-nucleotide messenger RNA. Its product is annotated as protein unc-13 homolog. The transcript has 27 exons. The record is from RefSeq and is a predicted model, not a curated record. Bases 376 to 3648 code for a protein of 1090 amino acids. NCBI's taxonomy places the organism in Eukaryota, Viridiplantae, Streptophyta, Magnoliopsida, Ranunculales, Papaveraceae.
UCUCUCUCCCAAUGUUCUUUCACAUAGGUAGCGACUGGACUACUUACUACUUACUAGUCCAUUUCCACCCUUUAAAAUAAAGUAUCACUAUACUAAAAAUCCCCUUUCCAGUCCAUUUUUUUUAAUCAUCCCCCCUUCUCCUCCCUAAAUUCCAUAGACAUUAUCUUCUUCAAAUUUAUGCUAAGGAUUUUCUGUUGGAUAUUGAACUAUUUAUGGUGAUUGUAUCUAAUCUAGUGUCAAUUCGGCAUAAUCACCUGUCUCUCUCUCGCUCUAAGUCUGCUACUCAUAGAUCUCUCAACUGGUGGAGAGUCGGUUGGUAGCUUUGAUUUUUUAUUGAAUAACAGUUGCUGGCUUCUAUACUGGAUUCUGGUUGGCAUGGAUUCUGAUGACGAAAAUGGCACCGAGCUUCUACAACGAUAUCGGCGUGAUAGGCGUGUACUUCUCAGUUUCAUACUUUCGGGUAGUUUGAUUAAGAGAGUUGUAAUGCCCCCGGGGGCUGUUUCAUUAGAUGACAUCGACUUAGAUCAAGUCAGUAUUGAUUAUGUUCUUGAAUGUGCCAAAAAAGGUGGAAUGCUUGAACUCUCAGAAGCAAUUAGAGAUUACCAUGAUAGAACCAGUUUUCCAGUUACUAGUAGUUCAGCAGAUGAAUUCUUUCUAGUCACAGCUCCGGAGUGCUCAGGAUCACCUCCAAGAAGGGCACCGCCACCAAUUUUGAUCGACAUGCCAUCGCCCAUAAUGCCUAAUCUAUCUAAGUCACAGUCACUUCACUCGACACGACAAGAGCUAUCUGUGGAUGACAUUGAUGAUUUUACGGAUGACGAUAAUGAGGAGGAAGUAAACAGUCUCAGGAUUUCAAGACGAACCCCUAAUGAUGCUACUGAUCUUCAUUUAGGACUGCCUUCUUUUGCAUCUGGAAUCACAGAUGAUGACCUCCGUGAAUCAGCAUUUGAAAUCCUCCUUGCUUGCGCUGGAGCUUCAGGCGGUCUCAUUGUACCGUCAAAAGAGAAAAAGAAAGAUAAGAAAUCCAAAUUGCUUAAGAAGCUUGGUCGUAGUAAGAGUGACCAUGUUGCACCCCCUCAACGUGCGACUGGAUUAGUUGGUUUAUUGGAGACCAUGCGUGUUCAACUAGAGAUAUCAGAGGCAAUGGAUAUAAGAACCAGGCAAGGCCUUCUUCAUGCCCUGGAUGGUAAAAUUGGGAAGAGAAUGGACACUCUAUUGGUUCCGCUGGAAUUGCUCUGCUGUAUAUCACGAACAGAGUUUGCCGAUAAGAGAACGUAUCUACGAUGGUUAAAGAGGCAGUUGAACAUAUUAGAAGAAGGGCUUAUAAAUCAUCCUGCUGUUGGCUUUGGGGAGUCUGGUCGUAAAGCGAGUGAGUUGAGAAUUCUAUUGAGGAAGAUUGAGGAAUCUGAGUCUCUUCCACCUACUGCUGGUGAACUCCAACGAACAGAAUGUUUAAGAUCUCUUAGGGAAAUUGCUAUACCACUUGUCGAAAGGCCAGCCCGGGGCGACCUAACUGGUGAAGUAUGCCAUUGGGCAGAUGGCUAUCACCUCAACAUUCGUCUCUAUGAGAAGUUGCUCUGUAGUGUUUUUGAUAUGUUGGAUGAAGGAAAGCUUACAGAGGAAGUUGAAGAAAUUCUUGAGCUUCUGAAAUCAACAUGGCGCGUUUUAGGGAUCACAGAGACCAUCCAUUAUACUUGCUAUGCAUGGGUAUUAUUCCGCCAGUUUGUUGUUACAGGUGAAUCAGAAAUCUUGAAAUAUGCCAUUGGACAAUUGAAGAAAAUACCAUUGAAGGAACAGCGAGGUCCGCAAGAAAGAUUACACUUGAAAAGUCUUCGUUCCAAAGUUGAAAUCGACGACGGGUUUCAGGAAUUGACUUUUCUACAGUCCUUGCUUUCACCCAUUCAGGGAUGGGCGGAUAAACAGCUUGGAGACUACCACCUGCAGUUCGCUGAGGGGGCAUCAGCAUUGCAGGAUAUACUUACUGUUGCAAUGAGUGCGCGAAGACUUCUAGUGGAAGAACCAGAUCAGAUGACACAAUCCACGGAAAAGGACCAGGUUGAAUCAUAUAUAUCGUCAUCCUUAAAAAGUGAAUUUUCAAGGAUUAUACUUGAUGUUGAAAGCAAAGCUGCUGGGACACAUGAACAUCCAUUAGCAUCACUUGCGAUGGAGACCCAAAAACUUCUGAGGAAGGAUUCUAGCUUGUUCAUGCCAAUUUUAUCUCAGUGGUAUCCCCGAGCAACUGCUUUUGCAGCAUCUCUUCUUCACAAGGUUUAUGGAAACAAGCUGAAACCUUUUCUUGAUGGCGUUGAGCACCUUACAGAGGAUGCUGUGUCUGUAUUUCCGGCAGCUGAAAGUCUUGAGCAGUAUGUAAUUACACUUGUUAUUUCUUCCUGUGGAGAGGAAACUGCCGACGCAUACUUGAGGGGGAAAGUAACUUUAUAUCAGCUUGAAACUAUGUCUGGGACACUAGUGUUACGUUGGGUGAAUUCACAACUUGGAAGAAUAUUAUCAUGGGUUGAGCGUGCUAUUCAACAAGAGGCAUGGAAUCCGAUAUCGGCGCAACAACGACAUGGGAGUUCAAUUGUUGAAGUUUACCGGAUUGUGGAAGAGACAGUUGAUCAAUUUUUUGCUCUCAAAGUUCCAAUGAGAUCUGGGGAACUGAGUAGCCUAUUGAAUGGAAUUGAUAAUGCCUUUCAAGUUUAUACAAAUCAUGUUGUCGACAAGCUAGUUAGCAAAGAAGAUCUCAUACCACCUGUGCCUAUUCUCACACGAUACAAAAAAGAAAGUGGAAUUAAGGCAUUUGUGAAAAAAGAAAGUGUUGACCCAAGGCUGCCUGAUGAGAGACGGAGCAGUCAAAUCAACGACCUAACAACACCAAAACUCUGUGUUCGACUGAAUACUCUUUUUUACGCAAUUAGUCAAUUGAACAACUUGGAAGAUAGCAUUCAACAACGGCGGACAAAGAAAAAGCCUCGCGAAAAUUUGAAUAUCAAAAGAUCAAUGGAUGGUAAGUCGAGAAGUUUUGCACAAAAAGACUCAUUUGAUGGCAGUAGAAAAGAUAUAAAUGCAGCUAUUGAUAGAGUUAGUGAGUUUACAGGAACUAAGAUUGUGUUUUGGGAUUUAAGAGAGCCAUUCAUAAACAACUUAUACAGACCCAAUGUCUCGCAAUCUAGACUGGAGUUGCUAAUUGAUCCACUUGAUUUGGUACUGAAUCAGUUAUGUGAUGUCAUUGUGGAGCCCCUUAGGGAUCGCAUCGUCACAGCUCUUCUUCAAGCAUCAAUGGAGGGUCUGCUUCGUGUGAUAUUAGAUGGAGGCUCAUCCCGUCUCUUCUUCCCAAGUGAUGCUAACUUCCUAGAGGAAGAUCUAGAUAUCUUAAAGGAAUUUUAUAUUUCUGGAGGAGAUGGGCUUCCUAGAGGAGUGGUUGAGAACCACAUUUCGCGUGUUCGUCAUGUAAUUAAGUUGCUUGGAUAUGAGACUCGGGUACUGAUUGAUGACUUGAGAUCCGCGAGUGGAUUAGAAAUGCAAGGAGGUAGAAGUAAAUUGGGUGCCGAUACACAAACCCUUUUAAGAAUUCUUUGCCACAGAAGUGAUUCAGAAGCCUCUCAAUUUCUCAAGAAGCAAUAUAAAAUACCUAGGUCUACUGCAUAGCCUUAGAAGUUGGAAUACCCUCAGGGCCUAGGGGAUUGGGUUGUUAAUGUAAUUGUAAUUUUUCAAAUAGUCCUGGUACGAAAUAAUCACACCAUAUUUUUGUGUUGAGAAGAUGUGUUUCCCUCAUAUUUUUCUUAUUUUUUCUUACAUACGUUCUGUAUAGAGCAAAAUGUAGUUUAAUAAUAAAGGUAUUACUACUGUAGAGAAAACGAAAAUCAGCUUUUAACUUGUUUCAUAUUUGAGCUA